AUGCCCGCGGCAUUUUCUGAAGACGAUGAGGUCAUUGUCAAGCAUGUUUUUCAUGUGUAUGCAGAUGUUGCGACCCACCGGGUGUCCAACUCGAAUUUCCGACGGCUCACGAUGGACGCACCCAACCUCUUGACAUCAUGGUUUGGGUUGGUAGAUGUCGACUUGGCGUACGCGCAAGCUCGUGGCCAUUCGUGUCGUCGACUGGAUGUGACGCAGUUUGUCGAGGCGCUCGUUUUUUUGGCGUGGCGGAAAUACCCGGAAGAAGCCGAGCAGAAUGCAUUCCUUCGACUGCUCAACGAAAGCAUCUACCUACUGCCGGUGGCGCCCAAGUCAGCCCAUGCUCGUGCGGCUGAAUUUGCCGUGGCUCGCCUUGGCCAGUCGGCCAACCAACCUCAUACGAUAAUCGCCAUGCCGACGUUUCUCGACCGAGAUCGCAACGUCGAUGAUAUUCUGUACGACAUCGAAGUCAAUGGCAAGCACAGCUUACACAUCGAUGAACCUGGGGACCCUGCUGACUUGGGCUCCAUGGUGCAGCUGGAACCGAUGCCAAUCUGGCCAAGUGACGAGGCUCGAGUGCAGCACGACAUCAAACGUGCAUCUGUGGAUGUGGUCAAAGUUGCAAUGGCGGGGUAUUUGUUGGCGACCCUCCGAGCGGUCGGCAAGUCGCACCAACGAGCGCAAUGUCGUCAGGCAUUUCAAAUUUGGAAUGACGUCAGUACAUGGCGCUCUCGUCGACUUCUAUGCCUGGCAACACUCGUACAAGUCCAUCGACGUCGACAUAUCCUGUGCGCAUGGAAGGUCUGGACAGAUUUUGCCCGUUGUGUGGAGACGUCGCAGCACCUACGAACGGUGACCAUGUCAUGGGCCAAAGAACGGCAGCGCCAUGUCGUUCUGUCGAUUUUGAAAGUGUGGCGCCAGACAGUCGACGAUGCGAAGGACGUUCGAGCUCAAUUCCGACGGAUUUGGAAGCAUCGACAAGCCCGACAACUCCGUUCUAGAUGGAUGCAGUGGCGAUGGAGCGCGUUUCACCGGCGAUCGUGCUCGGUAGUCUUGCGUGGCGUGCUUCGCUUGCGGCGCAAGGCACAGGUACAACGUGCAUGGUGGACAUGGUACCAACACAGUGCCCGUUUAGCGACACUGAAUUGUGUGGUGUGGAAGUCUUGGAAGCGGACUACUCGAACAGUUUACAUGGUGAUCUUUGCCCACUUCGACACCAAACGAGCUAGAAGCAACAGUCUCCACACGUUGAUGCGACGUACAGCUACCAAGUCUCUCUCCGCCGCGUGGACAACGUGGGUUGCCCACUGGGCAAUCCACACUCUACUUAUGUCUGGGGACAGUCGCCGCAAACAACGGUUGACUGCAAGAGCCGUAGCGUUGUGGCGGAAAUUGGUUGCCUUGCGGCAACUGCAAAAUGCUGCAACAAAGCGCCUUGGUCACGUCCUUCGGCGCCAUAUCCUUGCAAAGGCACUCGUCACCUUGCGCAAGGCGUAUUGGUUCCAUCAAGUGCAUGCUGUGAACACUAGCCUCAAAAGUGCCAACAUGGCCGCCAUGAUGAAGGCCCUUUACGUAACUCUGUGGCAUCUGUGGCAGCGACACUGCGCGCGAUCGUUUGCUACGUGGCGUCUUCAAACCUUCGAGGACCGCCGAGCCACCCAACAACGUCGAGUCAAGGCACUGGCGAGACUUGCCCAAGCUGCUCAACACCGCAGGCAAACAUGGGACAUUUUACAGCAGGGCUUUCGGCAGUGGCGUUGCAAAACGAACGAGUCACGUGAUUCAUCGCUUCGUGACGCUGCGCUGCACCAUGAAAGCAGUCAACGGCGCCUCGCCCUAGCCUACACGCUGUUAAGGCAGUGGCUCCAGCGCCACCGCCGCAAGCAAACUGCAGCAUCGUUUCAGUCGACUCAAGCUCUUGUUCAUGCCUCCCAAAAGCAAGCCGCCCUCAUGGCCCUGGCGAAAGCGAUGCAAACUCGAUGCAUUCGACAGUGGUGGCAUCACUGGUACCAGGUUGUGAACAGCUCGAGUUUGUGGCAGGUGCACUGGAGUCGCGAUGCAAGCUCGUACUAUGUCUGCAACACAUUGACGGGGCUGUCGCUAUGGACAUGUCCACGUGGCAGUGCCCUCGUACAAGAAGCACUCAAUGGCUAUGCGAACGCCCAUGCGAUCAAAGCAGCAACCUCCAUUCACCGCGUCUGGACUCGUCAACAAGACCAACUUACCGCGGCACAACUGCGGACUGCGCUGUCACGAUGGCGCGCGCUUACGCUAGAAGCGCGCGUGCAGUCGCACUACGAAUUCCAAGCAGCUGCCCACAUCGCAGAAACGCAUGCAUUGAUGGAAGCACAGGUUACGAGCUGCUACGACACCAGCUGCACCUUGCUCCAACAAGUUCGAGCAGUGCUGGUCGUGUUUGGGCAAUGGAAGACAUUGUGGACUGAAUCGAAAGGCACUGCUAGCAUGGUCGUUGCAAUCGCCACGUCAAAACGGUGUCUACGGCAGCUCGUCAAGGUGGUCGGUGAGUGGAAACGUGUGGUAUUCUUGCUGCCAAAUCAAGACACCGAGUUCGUCGUGCGUUCGACCUGCUUCGAUGGCACGCAGUCAUCAACCAACGCUGCCAUGACAACUUGGAACGCCGCAUCGUACAUUCUCGGACUCGACGAUGGUGGCAUCGCUGGACCGACGAAAUGGCCAGAGGUCGUGCCAUGGCCAUUCAGUGGCAACGCUGGCAGAACUUGCGGCUUGAACGAGCUUGGAGAACCUGGCGACGCGUUAUUGACAGUCGCCACCGUGCUCGGAUGGCUGUACUCGGUCUGGAAAGCCGACUUCAUCGUCGAAUAUGUCGACUUGCUAUGGAGCACUGGCGCCGCCGAUUGCGCCAGUUGA
Molecule: messenger RNA, 2886 nt
Organism: Aphanomyces invadans
Lineage: Eukaryota; Oomycota; Saprolegniomycetes; Saprolegniales; Verrucalvaceae
Exons: 8
Coding region: 1-2886 (961 amino acids)
Source: RefSeq, a predicted model, not a curated record